CACUUGGGAAAGGCCCUAAUUUUGUAAUUUUGUUUAGAAAAUUUGAAUUUCUUUGUUUUCGCGCCAAAGGCGCUCUUGUCACCUUCAUGUCGUAUUCCCCACUGGGAAAUAUCUUAAAUGCUGUUGGUCCGUUGCGUCUUUUAGUAUGCUACUUGUUAACUCUCACCAAGGACGGUUUUGCACUGUAUAUAUACGUUUUGAAUUGUGUUUGUUGUUAUCGCUCGUUUCUGGCUGUUUUGCAGAAUAUACUUCCCACUCCAAGCUUGAACUUCUCCCUCUAGUUAGCGGACUGGGACGCACAAAUAGCUAACUUACUGGUCUUUGGUCACCGAGUUUUGUUCUCGUUUGCAGAUUAAGUGAACUCGUGAUAGCUUCAAACAUAACAAAUUUGGCGACAGUGGUUUUUCAAUUAUGGACCCCUCCAAAAUUGAACUGUUACUUGAGCAGCAGUUAAAAUUGAUGCAAACGUUGACGGCGAUCAAGGUUACGCCUCCCUUACAACCAAGCAGGUCUAGUUCAACCACGGCACCAUCAGUAGAUGGCAUCGCAAAUAGUUUAGCUGAAUUUUGUUACGAUCCUGAUGUUAAUAAUACUUUUGAGAUGUGGUUCAGGCAUUAUGAAGGUCUAUUUAAAUUUGAUUUCGCCAAUCAAGAUGAUGCUUGGAAAGUGCGGGUGCUACUUCGUAAAUUGGGUGCAACUGAGCUGGACAAGUAUUGCAAUCUGAUCCUGCCUUUGAACCCACGUGACCGAUCAUUUGCAGACACAGUUCAGACAUUAAGCCAACAUUUUGGUGAUAACUCAUUAUUGUUUAAUACUGGUUAUUGAUGCUUGGAGCUAACUAUAAACGAAGAUGAUGAUUUUCUUACGCAUGUGGGUCUCGUCAGCAGUGACAAAGUUGAUCUUUCUUUUCCAUCCAAGAUAUUUAUACUGUUUAAUAUUUUGACCUUACAUUAAAAAAAAAUCAAUCAGUACCAUAAAAUCAGUCAGAAAUCAAUAGAGCAAUCAUGCAUACCAUUCGCUUUUAGUUAAUUAUAAACAUUGUUGUUAAAAUGAUUGCGUAAUACACAAUAUAAUGAAUAAAAAAGCUAUACGAUUUAUUGUAUUGAAAAGAAAACAC
Schistosoma haematobium is the source of this 1117-nucleotide messenger RNA. RefSeq lists its product as uncharacterized. The transcript has a single exon. NCBI's taxonomy places the organism in Eukaryota, Metazoa, Platyhelminthes, Trematoda, Strigeidida, Schistosomatidae. The record is from RefSeq and is a predicted model, not a curated record. Bases 412 to 825 code for a protein of 137 amino acids.